Messenger RNA from Hypoxylon trugodes, 2810 nucleotides. RefSeq lists its product as uncharacterized. The transcript has 2 exons. Bases 259 to 2235 code for a protein of 658 amino acids. NCBI's taxonomy places the organism in Eukaryota, Fungi, Ascomycota, Sordariomycetes, Xylariales, Hypoxylaceae. The record is from RefSeq and is a predicted model, not a curated record.
GUCGUGAGAUGUUAUAUAAAUCUUGUAUCUUCUCCGCGUCUAUCACUGGUGUUACUCCUUCCCUAUCAUCACCACUUUCUUUCCUUAAGGGUAGACAUCACUGUCGCUUCUUUCUCUUUCUUGGAAGUCAAGGUCAUUCGUUUGCUUGCUUCCAUCUAUAAUUUCAUUUUCCUGUAAUACAGUCGUUAUCAAAAUAACCACAUUCACUCAUAACAGGAUUUUCACCCACGCCGUCUACCAAGGACUGAAUUAUUCAAAAUGAAGAACUCCCUAUCGCUCGUCGCCUUGGCUGCUGGCCUCAGCCAGGUCUCGGCCACAGGCUUCGGAUUUUCCAACGCCCCUAAAUUCACCUGCCCGGAUAACACCGACAACACCUGUAUCCCCGAGAUCAUCCCCGGUAUCAACUGGUCCGAUCUACCCCUCGGUGGAUUUGAUUCCUACAAGGGAUUCAAGUGGAGCGGUUUCACUUGCGCCGACAAGUUCAGCAAGCGUGAUGAACUCGCUGCCCGAACUUCCUCCUUCCAGAGCAAAUGCAUCACCGGUACCGCUUCUUCAGAUAAGGGCAAGAGCCCCAAGAUCAGCUGCGACAAGUCGAAGGGCGUCGAUAAGACAUCCAUCUCCAAGUUCCAAGUUACUCCAGCUUUCGACUGUGAUCUCGAAUUCCACUAUACCAUGCCCACUGGUGAGACAUGCAAGCACCGAUCUCCUUGCAAGGCUUCCGGUACCGUUGUAGAGAACACACAGUGUGGUGGCGCCACGGAUGUUACUGUCGUCUACCCCAAGCAGCCCAACAAGCCCAAGGACACCUGCGACUUCGGCAUUCACCACAUUGAGUUCGACUGCUCAGGCCCCAAGCCCAGCAAGCCUGCCGUUUCCAGCAGCUACGUCGUUAGCACCCCGUCUGCUUCUCCCUCGUCGUCCGUCGUCACCUUCAGCUACUCUGCCAGCAUUCCCACCAUCAGCGUCAGCAGCAGCAGCCCUGUUUCGCAAUCCAGCUACUCUGCCAGCGUCCCUACCCUGUCAUUGUCUUACUCCGCCAGCGUUCCCACUCUAUCUUCCUACUCCGCUAGCUCUCCCAGCCAGAGCGCCAGCUCCACCGCUAGCACCUCUGCUACCGAGUCUAGCUCCUACGUCGUUUCCUCCAGCAGCGCCACCAGCUCUGCUACCCAGGCUACUAGCUCUUCUUACGCCACUGUCGGUACUUCCAGCAGCGAGUCCGUCUCUUCGUACUCUGUCACCAGCUACUUGAGCACCUCCACUGUCUUCACCACCUCGGUCCAGACUAUCACCAGCUGCGGUUCCACCGUCUCUAACUGCCCUGCUGGCUCUACUGCACUUACCACCGUCACUGUCCCCGUCUCGACCACCAUCUGCCCUGUCACCGAGACUGUCAGCGUAUCGCAGCCCACCAGCUACCCCUCUUCUAAGCCUGUCGAUUCUACCUCCGCUCCUAUUGGUUCUUCCACCACAGCUCCCGUCUCUUCCAGCAGCACCAGCCCCGCCGGCCCUGUUGAGACUCUUCCCUGCCCCGGUGUCGUUCCCUCUUGCUUGAACACCUGGAUGUUCAGCGUUGGCUGCAAGGAUAAUACCGACUCUGCUUGCUACUGCCCUGACGCCAGCUUCACCAAGAACAUCUUCACCUGCCUGUACGCUUACGGUGAGUCCGACGAGGUCAUCUCCGAGGCCAUCAGCUACUUCCAGGGUAUCUGCGCUCCUUUCGUCGGCAGUAACCCCGGCAUUGCCACCGGUGCUGAGACCAUCACCACCGUCCUCACUGCCACUCCCACCACUGUCCCUGCUGCUGUUACCACCAUCGAGGUUGCUACCACUGUUGUUGUUCCUUGCACCAACGAGGCUGGUGAGACCAUCCCCAGCUCUUCCAGCACUGUAACCAUCAACACUAGCAUCACCGUCCCUGGUGUCAUUUUCAGCACUGUCACCUCUGGCCCUAGCUCCACUGGUGUCGCCGUUGUCCCCGGCACCUACUCUGCCUCUGUCCCUGUCGCCGUCCCUACUAUUGCGCCUGCGACCUCUGCCCCUGCUGGUGGUGCUCCUUACCCCACCGUCGGUGUCUCCACGACUUUCAGCUCUGCCCCCGUCGGCAGCGGCACCGGUGUCUCAUACCCGACCUCCACCCCCAACUCGUCGCCGAUCGCCACUGCUGGCGCCGCUCACAUUGGCGCUGGCUUUGGUAUUCUCGGCUUCGCCGGUAUGAUCGUCGCCGCUGCCCUAUAAACCGCUCCCAUCUGAGCCAAACCAAAUACCAAUUAAAACCGAAAACUAGCCUCACAGGCAACCAAUAUUUUUUUCCUUUUCCGUUUCUCUGUACAACAAUGACCGUCGCCGUCGCACAACAAACAUAAGAUUCUUACGAUCCUUACGAAAUGAUACUUGCAUAUUUGGGCAUUUGGAAAAAGAUGGGAGGGGGUUUUUAAUAUACCAAUUCGGCAGACACCAAUACAAAGGUCAUCCUUUAUCGUGGAAAGCUCAGUAGAGGGAACAUUCGGCUCCUUCGUCUUCACCUCUCGACGGCAGCGUGAGGGGAAGAUGGGAAGUUAGAGUGAUUUGAGAAGGAGGGUACUCAUACGUAUAAACAUAUGAGCCUCCUGGGGGACGAGGGGAGUGUACAAAACGCGGAUGGACCUGUAGUAAUAGUAAUACCCCAAAAUAAUAAACUCGCUGAGCUUGAGCAAAUCAUUUGCCUUCUGUCUACUUCUGUGUGUUUGUCGCAAGGAUAAUCUGCACUCCUGCUCUGAUCCCUUAGAGUACCGGUACCAGGUCCUGAUUUAUUUUUACAUAAUAUAGAGGUG